AUGUCGUACCAUGUUGACACAGGCGGUGUGCGCACUGCGACCGCAAUGCAUUAUUUUGGAUAUUUUCUUAAAGAUGGCGGAUUUCUAGCACGAUUAAAGGUAUGUUGGCGCUCUAUUUUCUGCCACGUUUUAAAGUUUAAACUUUUUGUUUUUUAUUAAAAAGGAAGUUACAUGUAAUAUUGUUGUGCCGUGUUACUUUUCAAAUCGAUAAUUUUUGGAAUUCGAUAAAAAAUAUCAUUUGAUUGUAAACUCGUGUAUUUUUGCCAAAUACACUGGUCCAUUUACUUUUACAUGUCACAGCUUAACCGUUCACACAUCACAUUUAAAAUUGCAAUUGGCAUAAUCUAUGACCAUUAUUUGUGACCAUAUUUAAUAGCGCCCCUUGGCGCCCCUCAAUAUUGUAUAUUUUUUGGUCUUUUAUCUCAUGAUAUUUCCUUUGCUAAUUUCAGGUCUUCUUGUCCAGAGUUCAUGUUCUCCCGCUAUUUUGGGGAAGCGUUCGUGCAUCCCAGAGUCCCAUACGCCAGGCAAACAAAAAACAAAGCGGCAACGAAAUAAUAAACGCAAAAGAGAAGCAAAAAAAAAUUUCAAAUGGAAAAAAUAAUUGUGUCAAAAUGAGCAAGACACAAUACACAAUACACAAUGGCAGACUGUUGGACAACCGAAGAACAGACUUAAUGGGACUGUUUCAUAUUUGA
This is a messenger RNA of Paramuricea clavata, 695 nucleotides long. Lineage: Eukaryota; Metazoa; Cnidaria; Anthozoa; Malacalcyonacea; Plexauridae. The record is from the annotation of a GenBank genome assembly.